This is a messenger RNA of Aspergillus heteromorphus CBS 117.55, 2422 nucleotides long. Its product is annotated as non-structural maintenance of chromosomes element 4 family protein. Gene Ontology annotation, cellular component: Smc5-Smc6 complex; nucleus. Bases 199 to 2199 code for a protein of 666 amino acids. The record is from RefSeq and is a predicted model, not a curated record. Gene Ontology annotation, biological process: DNA repair. NCBI's taxonomy places the organism in Eukaryota, Fungi, Ascomycota, Eurotiomycetes, Eurotiales, Aspergillaceae. The transcript is spliced from 5 exons.
GUCAGCUUGGAGCCAAUCAUCGAUGCCAUCUCCGCGUGGCUUUCGUGUGUUUACUUCUCCUCGCCUUCUUUGCGCUCUUUCUUUGUUCUUCUGAAGUCUUCUCCCACCUCCGCCAGUUGACAUCAGCCGGUCGCAAUCGCGUUCUUUGUCCCCUCCGUGUUUCCGUUGUCGCGCAGAAGAACAUCGACUCCGCAAGACAUGGCAUCCUCUUCUUCCCCCAGAUCUUCAGGACUGUCCGAUAAGGAGAAUCGCCGAAGAUCAUCAGGUGUCGCCAAAAGAACCCAAACUCAAACAAUGGCCUCCCAGUCUAACAGGAAGCGACCACGACUGUCGGCUAGAGACUCAAAUGUCCAGGCCAGCUCAUCUCAAGCCCCGCCGCCGCCACGGGCGAGCCGUGACAACGAGUACUACGAUCCCGACCAGGAUGAGGUCGAACGGCGACGGAUUCGCAAGGGCCUGAGAGAUUUGACGCGGGAUUUGAAUGACUCCAGGACCGAAUUUCUACAGGCAGGCAAUCAUGGAAUCCGAGAUACGAUCCAGAAGGCGAACAAUCUAUUCGAAAAUGUCAAACAGACCUCCGAUGCAACCAUCGAUUCUCGAUUGCUUGUCACCGCGGCGGACAUGUCGUACAAGAAGACCGCACAGCUAGUCUUGGGAGAUGCUAGCGCCGGUGUAGAUGUCGAUGAGUUUGUCUCGAAGUGCAUCUCAUUCAUGCGGCGGGGUCCUCAGGACCCUCAAGCCUCGUUCCCUAGCAGCACCCAGCGCCGUCGCACGGGUCUCGCGAGGAGCCAACAGAACCCCAACGAUAGCGACGACGACGACCAGGGGGAUGCAAUGAAUUGGGACUGGCUCGGACGCGCGGCUUGUUUUUGUAACAACUCCCGCCCGCCGGUUCCCGGAUUCCUACUGGGACCACUGUCGGUACAGAAGCGCAUCCGGCAGCAGGCUGCACGGCGGACCAGGGAGCGAAUUGACCCGACAAAGGCCGUCGCACCGCAAGACCUCAAAGACGAUGAUCUGGAUAGGCAGGAAACUUCGAACCUUACCACCAUGUGUGCCAGCAUCAACAAACUGUUGGCCAAGACACAAAACCACGGCCAAGAUGUUGUGGAGAGGCAACUGUCGCAUCUACCGGAGGACCCUCCGGAAGAAAUGGUGCAGGAAGUCAUGGCCAAGCACAAUGUUGCUGACGACGGCGGUGUCCCCUUAUUCCAGUUCUGCAUCAACCCCACCUCAUUUGGACAGAGCGUGGAGAAUCUCUUCUAUGUGAGCUUCUUGGUGAGAGAUGGGAUGGUUGGCAUCUCGGUAGACAGUCGGGGUUUGCCUACUUUGCAUGCCGCGAAACCCCAUGCACCCAGCGAAGCCCAGAAGAAGGGCAUCCAGAAGCAUCAAGCCAUCUUCACCCUCGACUUCGAGACCUGGCGGGAUUUGACCAAAGUGUACGACAUUAAGGAAUCCAUCAUUCCCCACCGCGAGGAAGAUACCUUCAAAAUGGCGACCGGCUCUGUAGCCGUCUUCUCCCCCGUCAACCUCACCCCGGAAGUCCACGAAACGAUCGCCAGUCUCGGCGGCACGAUCAAAUACAUCGCGGCGCUGGACAUGGAACACCACCUGCACCUCAAAGCCUGGAAGGAAGCCUUCCCCGACGCGGCCAUCAUCGCCCCCGAAGGACUCUGGGAAAAGCGCCAAUCCAACCCCCAAACCAAAGACGCGAGCCCCUUCGAGCAUGUCUUCCGGAAAGACGACAAAGAUGCGACCACCACCCCCGCUAGCCGAUCGCAGAGCAUCUCGGAGGAAUUCGACGCGGAGUUCGAGACUGAAUACGUGCAUAGCCAUCCGUCGCGCGAGCUGGUGUUUUACCACCGACCGUCGCGCACGCUGAUCGAGGCGGAUCUGCUGUUUAACUUGCCCGCCCGCGAACAGUACUCCAAGACGAAGGAGAGCGCAACCUCGGGCAUCCUGACCAAGAUGGUGUCGCCGCUGUUGUCCACGGGGUCGUCGACGACGUGGCAGAAGAGGUUUGUCUGGUAUGUGCUGUCGAGUGGGGAUCGGGCGGCGUUUGCGGAGUCGGUGCGCAGGAUUGAUGGCUGGGAUUUUAAUCGGCUGAUUCCGUGCCAUGGGGAUGUGGUGGAGAGUGGUGCGAAGGGGGUGUAUCGGUCCGUCAUGGAGUGGCUUCUGGCGGAUCGGAAGCACGUGUGAUCUGUCUGGGAUGGUGGUGUUUUACUUUUCACUCACGCGCCUUGCCUUCUCUGUCCAAUCUCCCUUUCGCGUACCCAUCUUUCGUUUCUGCUUUCCGGCGGACAGUGUUGAGCCAUCCGGGAUGAUGGGCCUGUCGCAUAUUUCCUUGAACACAUGUACCAAUAGUCUGAUGAUCUGUUAAUACGAACCAGCUGGCCGGUUUAUCGGAGUUCUAGAUAGUAAG